Messenger RNA from Aspergillus niger, 639 nucleotides. RefSeq lists its product as uncharacterized. Gene Ontology annotation, cellular component: cytosol. NCBI's taxonomy places the organism in Eukaryota, Fungi, Ascomycota, Eurotiomycetes, Eurotiales, Aspergillaceae. Gene Ontology annotation, molecular function: NADH pyrophosphatase activity. The transcript has a single exon. Gene Ontology annotation, biological process: NADP+ catabolic process; NAD+ catabolic process. Bases 1 to 639 code for a protein of 212 amino acids. The record is from RefSeq and is a predicted model, not a curated record.
AUGAACAACAGCAAUACUGAAAUAGAAAUAUCCCCUCACCUCCUAUCCAAAUACCCCUUCCUUCUUUCCCCCCUCUCCUCCCUCCCCGCCACCCACUACCCCACCUACACGGACUUUGGCGUGGGCGCCUACAUCUUCACCACCAAAUCCCAACUCCAGCAAAAUAAUUCUAAUCCAACCUCAAAGCCACUCCUUCUCCUCCUUCACCGCUCCCCAACAGACAGCUACCCCCUGCACUGGGAAUCCACGGGAGGAGGAGCAGACCCCUCUCUCGACGACACCCUCCUCUCGGCACUAUGUCGCGAGACAGUCGAGGAGACCGGGCUACGGGUAACUAAGAUUGUGGAUUUGGUUGCUGUUGAUGAGUGGAGGAAGGCACUUCCGGGGGGUCAGGGAGAGAAGAAGGUGAUCAAGUGGGGAUUUUUGGUGGAGGUUGAGGAGACUAAUUCAGUGAAGUUGAAUCCGGAGGAGCAUUGUGCGUUCCGCUGGGCGGAUGAGGAUGAAGUUAGGGCUGCUGUCACUGGAAGUGCCACUGAUGGGGAAGGGGGAAUGAAGUUUAUCGGUGAUCAGGGGAGGAAUUUAUUGAGGGCUUUUGAGGUGUAUCGAGAUUGGUAUACUCCAUCAGAAGAUACAUGUUGA